Planococcus citri (citrus mealybug) is the source of this 1514-nucleotide messenger RNA. RefSeq lists its product as uncharacterized. Lineage: Eukaryota; Metazoa; Arthropoda; Insecta; Hemiptera; Pseudococcidae. The transcript is spliced from 2 exons. The record is from RefSeq and is a predicted model, not a curated record. Bases 195 to 1403 code for a protein of 402 amino acids.
AGAUUGAAAAUAUCAUUUUUGAUUUCAGUUCAGAGUUGAAGAAAACAUUGGUUGUAACGAAGGUGUAAUCAUUUUGAUGAUUUGAUACGUUAAGCGUUUGCGAAUAGCUCAUUGAAAUACAGUUACAGGUUUUGCUGGAGGAAUCAAUACAUACCUAUCCAUCUUUAUUAUCAGUCUGCAAAUCUUUCAACGAAAUGGCCGAUCUUCCAAUCCCAAAGCCGGACGAAAUUGAACACGAAUGGAUAUUCAGUCCUAAAAAAGUGCAUUGUUUGAAAGAUUUAGCAUCGGAUAAACUAGUCCAAAUAUUAUGGCGCACGAAAAUUGAAGAAAAACGCAUCAAAGGAAUUCUCUGCACGAUAUAUGACAACGAGCCGCCAACCAUACUUGAUUUAAAACAUCGGUUCAUUGAAAUCACCUGGAAUAAACCUAACGAAAAACCUGAGACAAGUAACUGCAAAGAAAAUAUAUCCGCACCAUUGUUAGCAAUCCAAUCAGCGAUGCAGGAGUACGCUUGCUUUUUGAAAAAGGAAUGUCAAGAUUGGGACAACAGCUUUGUUUCUUAUAAAUUUUUGGAACGCCCUACGAAGCAGAUUACUGUUCUGGAUAGAUUUCAUGAUUUCAUUUAUGAGAACGAGGGUUUCAUCGAUGAUGUGCGUACUGCCAGGAGUAUGAUUUCUUGUGGUCGUUUCAGUGUCAUCGAUCAGUAUGCAAUUGCUUGCAGUUAUUGUUUCGAGGAUGAAAUCCGACGUAUAUGGCCGUUGUUAUCGAAAGAAAUGGACAUAGUUAGUGUCUCUGCCGAAGAACAUUAUCUAAUUCACUAUUGGACGCACGUUAUGAUGAACCAGACAGAAACGCUGCAUUCUGCUUCAACUAUGCUCUUAUCUGGCUCGUUCAAUGAAUCAUCUAUGCAGUUCUUCUUCGAUCAAAUCCCAACUUUGGAAAGAAAAGCGCAAACUGUUGAAGACAUUUUUAAUUUCGAUAUGUCUACGACGACAUUAUGUAUGCGAUAUCUAAUACCAAAACAAGACGACGAAUUUUUAAAAGUUCUUGUAUCUUAUUUUGGAUUUAAAAUAUUACUUCGAUUGAUGUCAAAGGAAUACGACCGUUUUUAUGUUUUACCGUUCUGGAUGCGAACGAGAGAUUUUUUCAGUGGCGAUGCAUUUGUGAAAAUGCUUCUAGAUAUCAUAGACAAUGUACAAUUUUACUUGCCUCGCCCUAUUGCUGGUACUUUCGAAGAAGAACAGCGUCUUGAACAUAUCUUUGAUAUGUACACUAAACUUAUUUGGGACAAUUCGCCGGUGCAGUUGAAACAAUUUGCUACAAAAUUUUUUCAAUUUGAAAAACCCGAUUAUUUUGAAGUUUUCAAUUCUAUCAUCACUGGCACUAAUAAUGGUAAUGCAUAAAUUAUUUCUAUUCGUGUGUUGUUUUUUCGUUUUACAUACUUUGUUUCUAAUUAUUGUGCGUGAAUUUGUUGCUGUUAAGUGUUAUGUAGUACUUAGCUACCUACCUACCUA